UGCAUUGUUAAAAAUUGUAAACAAAACCUGCUGCCGUGGCGAGUGGCCUUCGACGUCCCUCUCACUCUGCCACGUCUUCAAAUCUGUUAAUCGCCUCCAUCUCUCUCGAUUUCUACCCGUAUACAGUGCAUUCAGAUCAUGGUGGUCCUAGGGAGAACUGCAAAGAUUGUAUUGAGCUCAGGUGCUCUGCUUUUGGUGCUCUGGGUAACCCUGCUAGUCUUCAGUGCUUCUUCGAUAGAAGAAUCUUCAUCUCCUACACAACCUUUAAAGGAUGUCAAGCAGCCAUACAUCACCAAGAAAAAGAAGAAAGUUCAAGAAAAGGAACCAGAUACCCCGUGGAGAAGAGUGAAUCUCAAAGAGCUGGUCAUCCCUGAAAGUGCCAAAGAAGCAGCCAAAAACAUAACACCAGCUAUUCUGCAUCUAUCUGUCAGGCAAAUUGAUACAUUCUCUCUAGUGGUUACUCCCCCAGAGAUUAAAUCGAAUUUGACCUUCCUUUUCCUUCAUGGAGCAGCAUUUAAAUCUCAAGAUUGGGCAGAUUUGGGAACUCUUGGACUCUUGGGUGCAUUAGGAUACAAAAGUGUUGCCGUAGAUCUCCCAGGUUUUGGAAAAACAACAACUGCAUUGGACGGUAUCAGAGAUAACUAUGUCAGCAAAGUAGAUUAUGCUACGACCCUAGUAAAAGAGCUUCAACUUCAGAAAAAACAAAUCAUCUUGGUCAGUCCAUCUAUGAGUGGAAACUAUGCUCUGCCUUACAUUCUGACUCACCCAGAAAUGAUGGCUGGAUUUGUUGUCAUCUCCCCUGCUGCAUCUGGUAUUGUACCUCCCAGCAAAGUCAGGGCUCUGCAGGUGCCUACAAUUUUAAUCUAUGGAGAUAGAGAUACCUCAUUGGGUCCGACGUCGCAUCGUGAUCUCAAAACCAUACCAAAUUUCCAGGCGUUCAUCUUGCCUAAAGCUGGUCACGCUGCUUAUCUGGAUCAGCCCGAUCAAUUCCACACACUUUUGUACAACUUUGCAAAAAAAAUCGAUUCCUUUCCUUGGUGAAUGAGUGACCUACAUGGGACAAAAUCACGUCCCAUCCGAUACACCGUCCAGUUGAUAAGGUCGAGGCACGUGGAACGUGACUCACUUGAAUAUUUUUGAAUCAAUUCAAUUCAACGAGCAGACGAAAUGGUGCAGGGUUGUCGCUAUUUGACAAAUGUAUGUUGUUGUUUUUAUAAAAUAGGAAAUAAACAAAUUUGAGUUGA
Daphnia pulicaria is the source of this 1244-nucleotide messenger RNA. RefSeq names its product protein ABHD14B-like. The transcript is spliced from 6 exons. NCBI's taxonomy places the organism in Eukaryota, Metazoa, Arthropoda, Branchiopoda, Diplostraca, Daphniidae. The record is from RefSeq and is a predicted model, not a curated record. Bases 139 to 1041 code for a protein of 300 amino acids. Gene Ontology annotation, cellular component: cytoplasm.